This is a messenger RNA of Phlebotomus argentipes, 849 nucleotides long. RefSeq names its product juvenile hormone acid O-methyltransferase-like. The coding region runs from base 1 to 849 and encodes 282 amino acids. The record is from RefSeq and is a predicted model, not a curated record. Lineage: Eukaryota; Metazoa; Arthropoda; Insecta; Diptera; Psychodidae. The transcript has a single exon.
AUGUCUUUCAAAAAUGCCAAUGAGUAUUUCAAAGGCAACAAUUUCAUUGAGGAUUUGACGCACCAUCUUCUAGACAAAUUCUGCGACUGGAUUGAGUGGAGAAAAGACGGGAAAGACUCAAUUUUGGACAUUGGCAGCGGACCUGGAAAUUCUUUCCAUUCAACUAUGUUUUGUCGACUCCCGUCUAACUUCUCGAGACUUGUGCUUUCGGACAUUUCCAAGCCGAUGGUUGAGUUGCAAAAGAAAGAGUUUGAAGGAGUGAAUAAAGUGUCGUGUGAAGUUUUGGACAUUGGAUCGCCAAUUGAUGAAAAUCUCUUACAAAAGCUUGGAACUUUCGAUCAUGUGACUUCAUUCUACUGUUUAAUGUGGGUUAAAGAUCAGCAACAAGCCAUGGAUAACAUCUAUAAGUUGCUGAAGCCAGGAGGAAAUUGUUUUUUGUUAAUCGUGGCUGAUUGUCCAAUUUUUGAUGCAGUGUUAUCAGUUUGCGAAAAACCUCGCUGGAAGGACUACUUCAAAGGAUGGCAGGAUUUUUACGUUUACCCAUACAAGAAGGUUGAUGAAGCAAAAGCCAAGGGUUUAAGCUUCAUGGAAAAGGCUGGAUUUGUCGAUAUAAAAGCCGAAAUUGUUUAUUAUCCUUGGAAAUUUCGCUCUGAUAAGGAGAAAGAAUAUUUCCUAAGAGCAAUGCCGAAUAAAUUCUCAAAGAAUGUAACCGCGGAAGAAGAGGAGGAAAUAUUUCAAGAACGUCUUCAAUUCUUUGACAAAUUUAACCUUGGACAAUAUCGAGAUAAUACUGGGAAAAUUGAUAAGCCAAACUCUUAUUUGAUUCUGUAUGGGAAGAAAAGAGAAUAA